Molecule: messenger RNA, 10968 nt
Organism: Linum trigynum
Lineage: Eukaryota; Viridiplantae; Streptophyta; Magnoliopsida; Malpighiales; Linaceae
Source: the annotation of a GenBank genome assembly
UGUUGAUACAAUUGUAGAUUAUCAGUGUUUAUUGUGUUACGGAUGCUGGGACUCAUUUUUCGUUUGAAUGUCAAUACUCGUAGUAGAUUAUUAGUGUUGUCUUUUGAUUGUUUAGUCAUUAUUGGACUCGCAACGAUGAGGAGCUCGUGUUUGCGGUGUUCAUAGUCCUCGCAAACUAUUCAACUAUUGUGUUGGGGCGUGUUGGUCGCCUGUUUUGGGUGUGUUGGUGUGGCAGUUUUCAAGAAGAAGAAAGGAUGCAGUCGGGUCUUUAGGUUGGCUAAGAAAAGUGAAGAUGGAUUGUUAGCCAUGGCUUGUGCAAUUUUGAGAGUUAUGAUGAUCGGCAAACUGUAAGUUAAGGUGUAUCGUGAACUUUGUCAAUAUAGUAUGUAGUUGUGUUUUGCUUUGUUUUGUCUCGAUACUAUGUUCGAUCCACAUCGCACAAGUUUUUUCAUUGAGCUUAAUGAUAUUCAGUAAGAUUCAUUAAAAGAUCACUCACUUCAUACUACUUAUUGAAUUGAACAAAAUGUGAGUAAACAAAUCCACUUACUUAAUGUUUUAGGUUUGAGAUACAUAAACACAAUUUUUCAGUUUUUUCUAUCAAUGCAUUACUAAGACACAGAGGGUUGGAGAUAUACAACUUCCAUAGUCAAGGGAGCUUGAGUGGAUUGAAUAAGUUAGUCUCAAUACUCUCAAUCUAACCCGAACCCAAAACCAUUGAGUUCAUUAGGCUCACCCCCCACACAGCUAAGUUAGCCUAAUCCACAUGAAACCCCAAAACAAGCAAGUAUUUAUAAGCCAUAUAGCAUGUUAGAUAUCUACUAGCGAUGAAUGCAAUAUAGCGGCACACUUGCGUCGAGUCUUGUUAACCAAAGCUCCAUCGACCGUUCUUACUCCUUCACCUCUUAGAGUUAGAUACCUCGCUUUCUCGAUGAUUCAUUCUCUUACAUAUUGUAUUAAUACGCUCAUCACCUUUUUCUCUCUAUAAGAUUUAAUACACACGCGUCGAGGUGUGUGAGAUAAUGUAAGGGAAUCAAAUACUAUAUACUUGUAUGAUUCACUUCAAGAUUUAUUGUCUCACAAUAGAUUCUAAAUAGUUUCCUAAACACAUUCAUUUCAUAUGCAGGAUCCAAUCUUGUUAUAUCAACUAGUGUAUAGAUAUUCCAAGCCAUGUCAUGCCUAGACAAGUCCAAAGGUAGCUUAUAGAUCAUAACACAUGAUCCAACGGCUAAGAGGCUAUCAAUCACUUUUCUCGUACUUCCUUUAGACCCUCCUGAUGACAUUGAUUAAACCUAAGCCCAUUCCACAGGGUAAAAAUAAGCUCGACACUUUCAUGCACUAAAUAUUUUAUAGAUUUGAGAGUCGUACUAGGUCUCAAUCGACCAAUCACCAACAGAGUCCUUAUUGAAAGUUUUCUUUGCUCGAAAGAAGUAAAUACAAAUGCAUCAUUAGAGCUUAUCAAAGUCAUCAUCGCAAAGUUGAAUUAUAAUAUCAACAAUACCAACACCCAACAAGCAAAGCAACCAUAUUAUCCUACAUCGAUAUUGCGAUUAUCCGGUAAAACAUUCUAUUUACCACCAAACUAAGGAGUAACUUUUAUACAUGGUAAAUUCAUACUAAGUUGUAAAUUAUAUAUAUAUAUAUAUAUCCCCCAAUUCUAUUUAUGCCUCAACAGAAUCACCCAAAACUGAAACUACCAUAACAAUACAUGCCAAUCAACAGACUGAAUCAUUCUGGUAGUUGUGUAAAAAUAACAAAAAAGGGGGGAAAUGGUAUCAAAUAUCAAUGGGGUACCGAUUGUUGUUGGCUGGUUGAAGCCAUUCAACAUUUUUGUAUGAUUUUAAAGAAAUUGACAGCUUGAAUCUGACAUAGACCAGCCAAAGAUCCCCACUAAAAAAAAAACCCCAAUUUUUUUCACCUUUUUUGACACAUUUCCCCCUUCUCCCACCUAAUUAUUUCCUAUUUUAUUUUCCAAAUAAAUGGGUUAGUAAUGGUAGCGGUAGUAGUACUACUUGGUCUCUCAUGUGUAAACGUAAACCCUAAAAAUAAAUUAGUACAAACAAAAUAAAAAAACAAAACAGGAAGGAUCCAAAUAUGGGCAUAUAUACAGCAAGGCGAAAAAAGGAUCCAAGGAGGAAAAUAAGCAAAUGGAAAAUGGAAUAUAUGGUAAAAAAUGAGAAAAAGAGAGAGUCCUGAAUGAGUAGGGUUUUGCUUUUGUGUGGUGUUUUGGUGUCAAAUUGACACUCUCUCGCCAUACUCUUGCUUUCCACCACUACUACUGCUACCCACCAAAAUCACCAAUAAAGGGGCAGAGUGGCUUGUGAGAAGCAGUCCUCUUGGGCUAUUGAAUCCCUGCCCUCAGCUCAAAAUCUCUCCCACAUCCUUCUUUCUUCUUCUUUUUCCCCCUUUUAAAUUGUUCUUUCUCCUCUUCCUCCUCCUCCUAUCUAUCUUUCUGCCUCUACCGCACAUACCCAGUAAGUAUUUCCGUCCUCUCUCGUCGUAUUUCGGUUGUUAUUUUGUUGGGUUUUGGAUGUAUGGAUGAAAGGUGUAAUCUUUUGCUUGGUAUGUUUUCUGGGUUUGACUUUGUUUUUGUUCUGAUUAAUUCUGUUUUUAUUCCCCUCUUCCGGUUAUCCUAUUUCCUGCAGAAAGAGAAAGGAAAACACUAUCUUCCUGUGUGUGCGGCUGUCUGCGAUGGGUGAGAGAAUACAACCGGGCAGUUUCUUCCAGUACCCACCUUCUGGGAUUCAUCAUGCUUCUCCUCAUAGAGCCAAUUCGUUUCCUUCAGAUCGUGAGAGGUAAGUUUUUCUUCUUCUUUUCUGGAUCCUUCAUCCACCCUUUUGAGUUUCCUUGUUUUAUGGUAAAUUAUGAUUGUUUGUUGCUUCUGUGAUUGCGUAUUGUUGUCAUAGUUUUUGAUGGUUUCUUGAUUUGGUUGGUGGUGUUGGAUUUCUAACUUUUGAUUGCUUGACUAAUUGCUACGACCACCACCAUGAUAGGGUCCGUGAGUUGUGUCGGUGGAGUUGUUGUAAUAGUUAUAUGGUGGCAACAUGUCACUGUUCAUGUGAACUAACUUGGGAUUAAUCAUGUCUAGUAGCCAGUAGGUUAUUCUAGUCUACUUGGAUGUUGUGGUGAAAAUAGAGGCAGAUAUGCUGUUCAUUGUCUGGAAGAGCUGAAUUAGCAAGAGGAGUAGUAGCUGUGGGAAAUUGAUAGUUGUUUCUUGUUAAUAGCAGAUGCUUUCCCUUCUGGGAAAUGUUUAGUAUGUUAAUAUGUUGCUAGGUUCACUCGCUUGUUUUUGCAUCCUGCCCCUUACCUCUUUUUGUCUCUCACAAGCGAUACUUGUUCAGCUGUUUGUCAUCCUCUUAAAUCUUAAUCAAUAGAAUUACUCUCCUGAUUUUUGAGAUUCAAUCUGAGUUCUUAGUGAAUUUUUCAACGCACUUGUCUGAAAUGGCAUUGUGAUCGGUGUUUUGUUUGUUCUUUUGAAUGGCUUCUGGCCAUCAUGACUUGAAUUGGGUAUUCAAUUGUCUUAAAAUUUGAAUUUUUUUCUUGUUACUCUGUUCAAUAAAUGUUAUACUGGUUUGGAAUGCGUCAAUUUCAUGAGCACUUCUCUUGCAGGUACUUGGCUGAACUACUAGCGGAGAGGGAAAAAUUGGGGCCAUUUAUACAAGUACUUCCACAUUGCAGCCGGCUGCUUCAUCAAGGUUACUGAAUCAUAUGAUCAAUCUCUUACUUUAAAUAGGCAGUUGAUCACAGACAUGUCAGUGCAUGAUGAAUUGCACUUGAGUAAAUGACUCGUAUGUAGACUAGUGGUUGUUGAUUGAUUAUCUCAUGGUAUCCUGUCCAUAUAUCUAUUUUUCUGUUUCAAUUUCGAGGAAACACAUGUUCUGCAGCGAGAAAAUCGGCAUAUUGAUGUACUCUUUCCUUUUUAGUGGAAGUGAGAAAUCUGUCAAAUAAAUCUUAGGAUGGUUGCUAAGAUAGACACAACUUCUUGCAUUCAACCACGCUGGAUGUUCUUGUCUAACCCCUAAUUAACUACUAGAUGUGUGAUUGUAUUGGUUUGACUCUUUAACUAUUGCUGACUACUGCUAAUGUACUAGAUUAACAUAACAAAGAUACUGUUAACCGCUUACAAGGGUUCUUGUUGAAUGCUUAUAUGCUUCUCUUGUACACUAACAUAACUGCAGAGAUCAGGCGAGUAUCAAGUUUCAAUCAGGGUUUUGGAGAGCAUGAAAGAUAUGAGCACGAUAGUCCAUUUAGGUCAUUAGGUCAACAUCCUAAUGGAAGGACAAUGGAUUUGGAAGCAUGGUCUGCUAUGCAAACAGAGGUAGUGAAAUUCUACAGUUUCGUAUGUGCAGUGUAUGGUCCUGGUCGUCUACUUACCUAACAGUGUUCAAAUUUAACCAUUUGCUAUUGGAGUCUGUUUUGUUGUCCUGUCAUGGUCUCUCGAGUAAGUCACUUGAUUGAUGACCUUUUCUUUACGGGGAGAAGUGGAGGCCGAGAAUGGUAUUCUACCGAUGGGUUAGUUACUGGAUGCUGUCAAGAAUGGUUGUGAAAUGUUAAUUCUGAUCUUUUUCUUAUAAGGGUGAUAUGGAUUUUACUCUUUUGUUAUUAAGGCACUACUUAAGGGAUUCGAACCUGAGAAAUCUAGGUUCAAGGCUAGUGGUAUUACCACUAGACCAAACCCUUGUUCGUUGUUAAUUCUGAUCUAGCAUAGGGAGACUAAAUGCCGAUGCAAGGUAAAUUUUGUGGGUGUUGCUUGCUUGAUGUAGGAACUCAUCAUCGAUCUAGAUUUUAUUUGAUCUGUUCUUUGUUUAAUAACUGUUGAAGUCAAAUCUAAGAAGAUGAUUCAGAAAUGAAGACAAUCUAUGGAGCGGGUGAAGUUUAUAAACAUUUCGAGCUAGUUAUAGCUUGUUACAAGUUGCAAUAUGAUGGCAGUAGUGACUAAUGACUGGCAACAUUGAAAUCUUCUAGAUAGUCCCACCAAAAAAGAAAAAAAAAACAUGCCUAGAGCCAUGGAACAGUAAGCUCUUUUUUCAUGUUUAGAUCUUAUUAUCAUAACACUUCAAUGUGAUCGCUGACUAAUGUCUGAUUAACUUCAAAUCUGACUUGAACGGCGAGAAGCUCUAAUCUUACAGCCUGAAAAAAGGGGGGAAACGAGUGAAUGGGAGUUUGAUCUUGUUAGUAAUUUUUUGUCCUCAAAUUUAUUUUCUGCAUGCAUACAUUCAAUAAGAAUCGAGUAUCAUGUAAAAACAAACAUCCUCAUUUGGCACUCUAAGAUCAUUGAAGAGGCAGAAGCUACUAUCUAGCUUGACCUCAUGUUUAGUGGUAUUGUUUGUUUCAACUUUUCAAGUUACUUGAUGGAAAUUCACACGAUUUUAAUUACGUAUCUCCUGCAGGAAAAUGGGCAUCUCCAGAAAAUGGCUUCAUUACAAGCUGCUUCAAUUGGUUGGCCUGCAGUCCCUGGAAUUCCCACAACACCUGUUGUAAAGAGAGUAAUUAGACUUGAUGUUCCAGUUGACAAAUAUCCCAAUGUAAGUGAGAUAUGCUUUAAACAAGGUUGCUGAAUUGGAUAUGCUAGUUAUAAUUUUCUAAUUCAAAGCUUUUUUUUUCCAGUACAAUUUUGUUGGUCGAAUAUUGGGACCUCGCGGGAACUCCUUGAAAAGAGUUGAAGCCUUGACAGAGUGCAGGGUCUAUAUAAGAGGCAAGGGGUCAGUAAAGGACUCUCUCAAGGUAUCAUUCAACGCCGUCUUCAGUUCAUUUCCAUUUUUGGUUGGUUUCAGUGGUGCUGAGCACAAAUUUGACUGUUUCAUUCCUUGAAGCCAUAUGGCAGUUCCAACUUCAUGCUCUCCAAUUGAACUGUUUCUUGUCUAUUUCCAUUUGUUUUAAACCUAGAUUCUAUUUUGCCUAGAAUUUCACGCCUUCAUAAUUUUUUACCAUAUAUGCCUUAUUUGCAUGUUGAAAGGCCAGUUCAUAUGGUCUUCAAAAUCUACUAGGGUGAUACACCUGCUAAGCAAAAGAUAUAUCCAAGCUUUGAAAAUAGGAUAAGUAACUCUGAUUGGGCUGCUUGGAACUCAACCCGUUGCUAGUCGGAUGGGGUUAGAAUUACCUACUUGAGGUAAGAAACCCCUCCAUAAAGCUGUGAAUCAUUGUGAAGCAGUAGCAGUACUAUGCUUAAUAUGACACUUGAAACAAAGCUUUUGUCUCCCUCCAAUUCUGAAGGUUAAAUUUAACUUUUUCCCCUGUUCUUACAUCUUUGGUGGGACAGGAAGACUGACUCCUAAGAAUUGCCUCUAGCCAUUAUGUGUUAAUAUUGUUGUGUUCUAUAUUUUUUGCUCCACUUUGAUCCCAUUUGCUGAAGGAAGUACAUGUCAAAUUGUAGGUGAUGCCAAACAUAGCUCUCCCCGAAGUUAAUUUAAUGGUGAUGUGUGCCUCCCUUUGCGGUCAACUUUCAGACUUUCGGUGUUAUAUUUCCUUGGUUGUGGAGGAUUGUUUCGAUGUUUAUGUCUUUAUGACCCAGACUCUACACUGGUUGAGUUUAUCAUAUGACAUUUUACAAGUAAAUGAAUAUUAGAGAUCUAUGAUAUAAACCGAUGUGCCCUGGAAGCUGUUGCUUGUUUGCUACAAUUGGGAACUUUCGCCAUUUGUGCUUUUUAAGUAUAAAUAUAUGAAUAAUGUUAUCAAAAGUCUCACUGUUCUUCAUUUUAUUUUCAGGAAGAGAAAUUGAAAGAUAAACCAGGGUAUGAGCACCUGAAUGAGCCACUUCAUGUCUUGGUGGAGGCUGAGUUUCCAGAGAACAUUAUAAAUGCUCGCUUGGAUCAUGCAAUGACCAUACUGGAAAGCCUUCUGAGGCCUGUGGUAUGAUCCAGCAACAAACUACGCGCUUUUGGUGAAAAAAUUCCACUCUGGUGAUACCGUUUCGCUUGCAGGUUCCUAUCUUGCACUAAUAGCUUCUCUACCUUUUCCUUAACUCAGGAUGAGUCUUUAGAUCACUACAAAAAGCAGCAAUUGAGGGAGCUGGCAAUGCUGAAUGGUACACUAAGGGAGGAAAGCCCUAGCAUGAGCCCUAGUAUGAGCCCAAGCAUGUCUCCUUUCAACUCUGCAGGGAUGAAACGUGCCAAGACUGGAAGAUAAUACAGACACUCUAUGAGAACCUGAUAACGAAUGCGACUCCUUUGGGAAUGAUGAUGGGCCAGAGUACAGACACUUGGAAGGAAGAAGGAGAAGAACGUUGGAACUGCUGGCUGGAGUGUCAUAAGAAAUGGUUUGGAAACAAGUUUGAAGCUCCUCCCCGAGUGUUUUUGGUCAUAUGUUGAUGAUGAUCUGCGAUGGUUUGCCAAAAAGGAUAUUUGGGCAGAGGUUCUAUAUGGCUUAUAAGUUUUGCACUAUUAGUUUUGUUUGAUAUGCGUUUUCACCAUCCACCCUUUUUAUCUUAUAGCCCCCAUUAUAAUUAUUCCCUUGUAUUAUUCCUUUGAACGUUGCAACGUAAUAAUCUCAUUGGCUAAAGCUGACUUGUAUUUUGACCAUAAUAUCUAGUUGUUCUUCAGCCAGCCAUGUAAAACUUUGAUUGGAUUUUCUGAAGUAGAUUCUCUGCCUCGUUUGAAUAAAUUCUUAGUAUAUGUAAUGUGCAUCAUGACCUUAUAAAUGGGCACAUGUUUUAGUCACCAUAUACUUGCCUUUAUUCUUAUGGUUGUGAUGGACUUAAAGGUUGGUUUCUGUUGAAAAAGUCAUGAGAGUUUGUACACUUUCUCAAGUUAGGGAAGCCAAAACUAUUGCUGUUUUUUCUUCUUCCUGUUUUUGAUGUUGUAAUGAGGGUGAGAAAAUACAGUAUGAUCAGUACUUCAUUAAACUAGACAAACGUCGUAGGUUAAGUCGUUAAGACUCUCAAAAGUUCAGAGAAGCCAACAUCAGGGCCAUUUAUCGACUUUCAGUUUCGUGUUGUUCAUUCACUGGAUACAAACUUUUCCUAACAAUUUCUACAAUACGACUCCAGAAAUUGUUGGCACCUCCGUUCUAAUCUUGAUUAGCAAUUUAGGUUUCCUUGUACCUUCAAGAGAGAGAAACACAAUAUGGAAAAAAAUGCAAGAAUUUGCUAUCACAAUUUCAUGUCUUCAUGUUAUGUGCAAGUAUCAAAGUACAGCUAAUGAAGCCCAGCUUUGACCUAAGAAAGGAGCUUCAGUUCUUGAACUGGUUCAAACAGUAAAAAGAGUUAAAUUCCCACAUUUUGCACAUGGCUUGAACUCUAGACAGCGAGCGAUGCAGUUCAAGGGAAAAACAGAGCUCCCCAGGUUGUCCAGUGGCAGUACCAGAAGAACAGGGAAAACAAGAUGAUAGCAAAGCUCUUGAAUCAUACAAAAACCCUAUAUGAGAAUGCUCAUUACAUUCUGUGCAAACCUGAGUAUUAUACUUUUCUCUUUUCCUCUCACUACAAGGAUCUGAAAGAAUUUUGAUAUCAUGAUUUUCAUCUCGACAUAAUCACUAGUAAAUAUUAUGAAGGCCGUAAUUGCAAAAGCGUCUGCCUUGGAAGCAAAGUAUCUUCAAGUAGGGGUGUUGCGAUCCAGCAGAAGGAACCACCGUGUCCCUAAUGCCAAUCCCAUUUGUGAAACCUGCAAAAAUAUGCAGUGGGUGGGGUGAGGGUUUUGACAUGCUUGGAAUAGCAGAGCUAUAUCUGGCUAAACGCUAGACUUCAGGGCAUGCAGUCAUGGUAGUGACAGAGACAUACUCUAGGCAAACGACCAGUAGCUCUCAGAAUUAUGUUCAUUUGCACCAUUACGAAAUCUAUAACCAUGCACAGCUUUAUGCACAAUGACAAUUGUGGAAUUGGUUAUGGCAAUGGAACUCUCUAUCUAGAGUUAAACCAGAUUAAAAAUAUGCUGCAACAAAGACUAUCCACUCGUGCAGACCGGAACUGCAGUUCUCUAACUGACCGUACAAACCAUUCUUGCAAGCUUCAGUUAGACGGGGGUCUCACAUGCGUAGAAGGAAAUGGAUAGAUCCCAAAUGUGAAUGCAAAUUUCUGACCAACAACUAAUGUUGCACUCUGUAUUCUACUUUCCAUGGAAACUUCAGCCACAAACACCCCAACAAAUAAUCUGCAUCUUUCACAUUCACCAUAACCAGGAUCAAAUUUCAGCAACUUUCAAGAUUCAGCAAAAGACCAGGUCUGGAAGGGCAUAGAAGGACAUGGAUUGAUCCCAAAGAUGUGUGUUUCCGCAUAGUUGCAGAUUCUCAUCUACCACUAAUGAUCCAAUCCAGAAUCCACUUUCCAUAACAACAGCUACAGACCCCUCAACAAAUUCAGCAGCAUUUGACCCUAUAACAAGGAACAAAUUUCGGCAACUUUCAAACUUCACACAAGGACAAGGUCAGGACGGUGUAGAAGGAAAUGGAUGCUUCCCCUAUAUAUGUUUCCACGUAGUUGCGAAUAAUCAUCUAAACUAAAGUUCCACUCCUGAAUCUACAUUCCAAGUAGGGAAAUAAGGGGAAACAGGGAAGCGACGCAUACUUCGUGUCAGUUAGGAUUUUGAAAGAGAUACACGUACCUCAACAACAAUUGACUCCAUUACGAAGAGAACUAUGAGUGUCAAUCUCUGAGGCCAAGUUCAACCUCCAGCUCAUCAUCCUCUUCAAACAACUUUAGGAGACGGGCAUACUGCUCUUCUCUUUUCUUCUUUUGCCAGAACUUGAAAAGGCCGAAUGAAAGCAAACCAACUGCCACUAUCCCUAUGAGUAUGAAGAUAAUCUUACGGCCAUUAUUGCCACCAGAAUCAGCUUUCUUUGCAUUAUCUUUUGUGCUAGAUGGGUCGUCACAUAAGCCUGCACGGCGAACCACAGCGAGAAAACUUUCAAUAAUGUGGACAAAAGACUGAGAGCUACAACUCUCUUAUCGAUCGUCAGCAAAACCAAUCCACCGGGGUCAAAUAAAACUGAUGAAAACUAACACCUAAAACUCACAGAAAUCAUCAACUAAGCACAGCUUCAACUGACCAAUUCGAGGCCAUGUAAGUAGGCUGCCACUAGACCAAAGUGAAACCCUUAUCGUACAUAUUACCCACAAUAAAUAAAAAGAUCUUCAGACCUCUUAACCUCUAACCUAAUCCCUAAUGUUCUUGAUCUGCACCGCAGUAGUCCACCCCCCAUUCCAAAAGAACUGAAGCUUGGAAAUUCACAGAAGCCGAAGAUCAAAAUGGGUGAGCUAACUCAUGACAAUUAAUUUCAAAGCGCAGUUAUGAAUCACCGAGCUAAAAUGGAAAUUGAUAACGGAAUCGUGGAACAAACUUGCAGCAGAAAUUCAUCGAACCUAAUGGAAAGGGAGGAUCAAGGACGAAAAGAUUGAAGCUUUGCAGAAGUUAGAAAGAUGGGGAGAAAGAGAUCCGGGAGAGACGAACCCGAGAGAAACUGGAGAGAGGCGGCAGUGAAAAAGAAGAGGAAACGCCAAGGAAAAGCCGAUCUGCUUCUUGCGAUUCCUCUCAUCCCUCUCUCUGCCGUCGCCGGCUGCCGCUGCUCCUUGAAAUACUGAAAGAAAGAACCCACCACAGCACACCACAGCUUGUCGCGAAAAUUUUCACUUCUGAAUGCAAAAUCCGAUGUGGGUUUCACUUCUCUUCGCUCCCCCCGUCCGUAAAGAAGUCGAGUAUCGUUGCUGAUUGAUUUGGUUGAUCGGUCGGUGGGUCGUACGGUUUCCGUGCGACUUAAGCAGCCAGUUCUGAGGGAGCAAUCCUUUCCCUUUCUUUAUUAUAAUGGGCAAAGUGAAACAGAAACUCUUGUCAAUGGCUUCCUUCGGUUUGAAUUGUAAUAUUCGACUGCUGCCUGCCACUUUGUUUGCUUUUCAUCGGUUUUUCACCCUCUUGUAACAUUAGUUUGUCUAUACAGUUUUAUGACCUACCUACUGUAAGGACAGCCAUGUCAUCCAGUUGGCCAAAACUCAGAUGGCAACUUAUAGUACGUAGAUGAUAGAUCUAAAAAAGAGAUUGGGAGAGU